UUUAUGAAUUUAUACAUUUAGCGGAUUAAUAUGUUAAAUUCCCAUCAAGAGCAAAAGCGGAAGUUGCUUGAAUUACUUGCCCUUUACUACCCAGAAUCCCGUAGUCUUUCUUUUUCCGCUGAUAUCCACCAUGGGUAUCGAUAUUUGCCAUCGAUUUGAGAGGAAAGUGAAGAGAAAAGCCCCCAAAAGCAAUGAUAUCUAUCUCAGGUUACUCGUCAAGCUUUACCGCUUUUUGGCCCGAAGGACCAGCUCCAAGUUCAACAAGAUUAUCCUGAAGCGUCUCUGCAUGAGCAGAAGCAACAGACCACCGGUUCCCCUAUCGCGUAUUGUACGACACAUGAAGGGACAAGACGAGGAUAAGAUAGCUGUGGUUGUUUCUACAGUCACUGAUGACAUUCGUCUGCACUCAGUGCCCAAGUUGAAGAUCUGUGCUCUGAGGAUGACAGACCAAGCUCGCGCUAGAGUUCUUAAGAGUGAAGGUGAGAUUUUGACCUUUGACCAGUUGGCAAUGAUAGCACCCAAGGGCAGACAUACCUCCCUGCUACAGGGAUGUCGUAAAGGCCGCAAGGUUUAUCGCCAUUUCGGUCCGGCACCUGGUGUUCCCCACAGUCACACUAAGCCAUAUGUACGUUCUAAAGGCCGAAAAUUUGAACGGGCUCGGGGUCGCAGGAAGAGCACAGGUUUCAAGAACUAAUUCUGUAUUGGUUUGUUUCCAAAGUAAAAUAACUCUAAAGUAUUCGGUUGCUUUUGUUUUUUAUUCCCUUUUGAGGAGGGUCCACCAAAGGACAACAAUAAAUGCCUUGAGGGAACUUGCA
This is a messenger RNA of Octopus bimaculoides (California two-spot octopus), 815 nucleotides long. RefSeq names its product large ribosomal subunit protein eL18. Gene Ontology annotation, cellular component: cytosolic large ribosomal subunit; ribosome. NCBI's taxonomy places the organism in Eukaryota, Metazoa, Mollusca, Cephalopoda, Octopoda, Octopodidae. Gene Ontology annotation, molecular function: structural constituent of ribosome; RNA binding. Gene Ontology annotation, biological process: translation. The record is from RefSeq and is a predicted model, not a curated record.